Oncorhynchus tshawytscha (Chinook salmon) is the source of this 2436-nucleotide messenger RNA. Its product is annotated as kinesin heavy chain. Gene Ontology annotation, molecular function: microtubule binding; ATP binding; betaine-homocysteine S-methyltransferase activity. Lineage: Eukaryota; Metazoa; Chordata; Actinopteri; Salmoniformes; Salmonidae. The record is from RefSeq and is a predicted model, not a curated record. Gene Ontology annotation, biological process: microtubule-based movement.
GUGAAGGAGGUGCUGCAGGCGUUGGAGGAGCUGGCUGUGAACUAUGACCAGAAGAGCCAGGAGGUGGAGGACAGGAGCCAGGCCAACCAACAGCUGCAGGAGGAGCUGCAGCAGAGGACUACGGUCCUGUUGUCAGUUCAGAUGGAGCUGACCACGCUCCAGGAGCUCAGUGGACACCAGAAGAAGAGAGCUGCAGAGAUCCUCCACCUGCUGCUCAGAGACCUCAGUGAGAUAGGAGCCACCAUGGGCACCAGCGACAUCAAGGUGAUGGCUGAGGGGAACGGUAACGGUGGAGUGAUUGAGGAAGAGUUCACCAUGACCCGUCUCUACAUCAGUAAGAUGAGGUCAGAGGUCAAGUCUCUGGUGAACCGCUCCAAGCAGCUGGAAAGCUCCCAGGGUGACACCUCACGCAAGAUGGCCGCCAACGAGAAGGAGCUGGCUUCCUGUCAGCUGCUCAUCUCCCAGCACCAGGCCAAGAUCAAGUCCCUGACAGACUACAUGCAGAACAUGGAACAGAAGAAGAGACAGCUGGAGGAGAGUCAGGACGCUCUGACUGAGGAGCUGGCCAAGAUGCACGCUCAGGAGAAAAUGCACGAGGUGUCAGUGGUGGACACGGAGAAGGAGCACGUCAGUAGACUGGAGGGUGAAGAGGAGGUUAAGAAGACUCUAGAACAGCAGAUGGAGGCUCACAGAGAGGCCCACCAGAAGCAGCUGGCCCGACUCAGGGACGAGAUCGAUGACAAACAGAGGACGCUGGAUGAACUCACAGAUCUGAACCAGGGCCUGAUGCUGGAGCAGAGGAGGCUGAUGUCUGACCAUGAGAAGCUGAAGGUGGAGGAACAGGAGAAGGACAUGAAGCUCCAGAAGCUGGUCAUCUUCAACGAGCAGAGAGAGCAGGCCAGACAGGACCUCAAGGGACUGGAGGAGACUGUGGCCAAAGAGCUGCAGACUCUUCAUAACCUACGCAGGCUCUUUGUUCAAGACCUCACAACACGCGUCAAGAAGAGUGCAGAGCUGGACUGUGAGGAUGGAGUGGGCAGCGCCGCCCAGAAACAGAAGAUCUCCUUCCUGGAGAAUAACCUGGAGCAACUCACUAAAGUCCACAAGCAGUUGGUGCGUGACAACGCGGACCUGCGCUGUGAGCUUCCCAAGCUGGAGAAGCGUCUGCGGGCCACGGCCGAGCGGGUCAAGGCCCUGGAGAAUGCGCUGAAGGAUGCCAAGGAGAACGCUAUGAGAGACAGGAAACGCUACCAGCUAGAGGUGGACCGCAUCAAGGAGGUCGUCAGGGCCAAGAACAUGGCCAGGAGAGGAAACUCCGCUCAGAUCGCUAAGCCCAUCCGGCCAGGCCAACACCCCCUGUCUUCCCCUACAGUCAUCAGAGGAGGAGGCCUCUACAGCCACAGCUACAACCUCAGCACCAAGUAACCAUGUAGAAUCUAGACCCUGAGUCACGAGUGCAUGUGUGGUAGGUACAGACUGUCCCAUUCCCAGUAAGACCCCUCUGCCCUCAUCCUCUUGUCCUUCCCCUGGGUCUAGGAGUAAGACCCCUCUGCCCUCAUCCUCCAGUCCUUCCUCUGGGUCUAGGAGUAAGACCCCUCUGUCCUCAUCCUCCUGUCCUUCCUCUGGGUCUAGGAGUAAGACCCCUCUGUCCUCAUCCUCCUGUCCUUCCCCUGGGUCUAGGAGUAAGACCCCUCUGUCCUCAUCCUCCAGUCCUUCCUCUGGGUCUAGGAGUAAGACCCCUCUGCCCUCAUCCUCCAGUCCUUCCUCUGGGUCUAGGAGUAAGACUCCUCUGUCCUCAUCCUCCUAUCCUUCCUCUGGGUCUAGGAGUAAGACCCCUCUGCCCCCUUCCACUCUACUCUGUGGCAUCUUUCAUAGUUUUCACAUACUGUAUGUCUUUGUCUUUUCCAUUGUACAUGCACAUAUAUAUUUCAUUGUAGUGUUGUCUUGGAGGGGAAGAUGUAUGCUGAUAGAUGGUUACAUGUAUAUUACAGAGGGUGAUAUGCCAUCACUAAGAACCACAUUGUAUAGCAUAUGACAGUCACAGUAAUGUAAACAUGAUCUUUACUUGUUGUUGAAGAAUCCUUUGCUUUUCCGACUGCAUUAGGAAUGUAUGAUAGUUCACCUAAAGAAGUUCAAAGUUCAGACUGGAAUGAUCGCCCACCUGCACUGUGUUUUGCACCAUAUUCCUUUACUUCAGUUAGGAUCAGCACAUUGUUUUUGCUCUGUUGUAUUGGUAAGCAUAUUGAUCAUGGUUUACCUAUGCUUUUAGGGACACUUUAUUCUUAAAAUAAGCUAAGUUUGAAUGUAAAUGUUUUAAUUCACUUACAAAACAAGCUGUGCUCUAUUUAAGCAAUAAGGCCCGAGGGGGUGUGGUAUGUGGCCAAUAUACCACGGCUAAGGGCUGUUCUAAGGCACGACGCAACGUGGAGUGUCUGG